ACGGUUUGUUGAGUCCUGACCGUCAGUAGGGGGCGCUAAUAUGUUGUGGACGCAAUGAAGAAACCUCGUGAUCAAUAUUUACGGAAGUGCUGCCUCUUCUUUAACUGGAGUAUAUGCUCAGGCUGUCAUCUCUGCUGUGGCGAGUCAUUUAAACAGAAUUUCUUGAGAUAAACCGAUUUUAUUAACCGCAAAGAUAAAAGUCUGCAGAGCUUUAACUAAGCUCCAAACCCACGUGUGCUCACAUGUUAGCUCGUAAACAGUAACAGGGAUAACUGCUGUUAGCUGCUUCAGCUAACUAGCUUUAAACCUCAGAGCCAACAACAACCUCUCCGGUGGGACAUGGUUCUCUCAUUGUUAGUCCGGGUGUGUUUACACGUCGUGUGAAGUCUCUGUAGACGGUUGAUUUAUACGGUCUUUGUUUUUCUCGCUGCCAUUUUUUGGAAACGUUAACGGAAGCUAACUGUUAGCUUGCUAGCCGAACGUUAGCACGAUGGGAGCCGAACAGAGUGUAGACUCGGAGCACAAGCACUCGGACUACAGCUCAUCCGUGGUUCCCUCCCCAGCGAAGCAUAAAGCAAAGAUGGAUGACAUCGUUGUCGUGGCUCCGGGGACCCAGUCGAUGAGAAAUAUCCACAACGACCCCGAUGUCAUCAAGCUUCAGGAGAUACCGACCUUUCAGCCUCUUCUAAAAGGAGUGCUGAGCGGGCAGACGUCACCCAGCAGCGUGUGUUUGGAGCGGCUGGAUGCGGCUCAGGUUAUGCAGCUCUGCGUCCGCUACCAGGACCACCUGCACCAGUGUGCCGAGGCCGUGGCCUUCGACCAGAACGCCCUGGUCAAGAGGAUCAAAGAGAUGGACUUGUCGGUGGAAACCUUGUUCAGCAUAAUGCAGGAGCGCCAGAAGCGUUACGCCAAGUACGCCGAGCAAAUCCAGAAGGUCAACGAGAUGUCGAUGAUCCUGAGACGCAUCCAGAUGGGCAUCGACCAGACGGUGCCGCUGAUGGAGCGCCUCAACAACAUGCUGCCUGAGAGCGAGCGUCUGGAGCCCUUCAGCAUGAGGCCUGAUGGGGAUUCUGCCACCAAGUAGCCUCUUCAAACCUGUACAGCUGCUUCUAAUCCCAGUCUCCAUCCGGUCCGGUGGCCAGGAGGAAGUGCAGGUCUGUCCGGCUGUAGGGAAUACCCAUUAAAAGUUCUGUUUUCAUAAUUAAGGUAGAGCUAAGGUGUAAAUGAGUGAGACUGCUGUCGUCAGCUCUCCAGGUCAGUCCUUAAAGGGAUAGUUUGGUACUUAUCCACAGUCAGGAGUACCAGAAAGAAAGCUGAACAAUGUCCUGCUAAAAAAAAAAUCUAUCUCAGUUUGAGUGUGCACUUUAUUUUCUAAUAUUUUUACCUCUUUACUUUGCCAUCUCACAGCCCUGUUUAAGUUUACAUGGAGGGAACUGAAACUUUUAUCUAUGCUCUCCUUAAAACCACCAGACUCAAGUGGCAAAUAAACCCGUUUCUGAGCUGCAGAGCUGCAGCAGUUAGUUGCCUAAUCGGUUGUUCAAUUGACAGAAAAACGAUCCUUUUGAGAUUUGAUGAAUCGUUUAAGUAAUUUUUAGUGCCAAAAAGGCUCUUUUCAGCCUCUCAAAGAUGUAGAUCUACAGCUUUUCUCUGUUUUAUAUCAUAUAAAACUGAUUAUCUUUGGGAUAUGGAAGGACA
Molecule: messenger RNA, 1695 nt
Organism: Centropristis striata (black sea bass)
Lineage: Eukaryota; Metazoa; Chordata; Actinopteri; Perciformes; Serranidae
Gene: borcs5
Product: BLOC-1 related complex subunit 5
Exons: 4
Coding region: 491-1084 (197 amino acids)
Biological process (GO): positive regulation of anterograde synaptic vesicle transport; organelle transport along microtubule; lysosome localization
Cellular component (GO): BORC complex; cytoplasmic side of lysosomal membrane; synaptic vesicle membrane
Source: RefSeq, a predicted model, not a curated record